This is a messenger RNA of Cydia amplana, 1261 nucleotides long. It is a transcript of the gene Alg7, whose product is annotated as UDP-N-acetylglucosamine--dolichyl-phosphate N-acetylglucosaminephosphotransferase. NCBI's taxonomy places the organism in Eukaryota, Metazoa, Arthropoda, Insecta, Lepidoptera, Tortricidae. Gene Ontology annotation, biological process: dolichol-linked oligosaccharide biosynthetic process; protein N-linked glycosylation. The coding region runs from base 40 to 1227 and encodes 395 amino acids. The transcript has 5 exons. The record is from RefSeq and is a predicted model, not a curated record. Gene Ontology annotation, cellular component: membrane. Gene Ontology annotation, molecular function: UDP-N-acetylglucosamine-dolichyl-phosphate N-acetylglucosaminephosphotransferase activity.
AAUAUAAUUUAAACAAAAACAUAGGGAAUAAAAAACAAUAUGUGGUCUAUAAUAAUUUUAGUAAUAUUCUCGAUUAUUGCUUUUCUGAUUACCGAUGAAUUGAUACCAAAUUUGAAGGAAUUGUUCAUAAAAGCUGGUUUAGGUGGCAUAGAUUUAUGUAAAACCAGCAAGCAGAAAAUCCCUGAAGCAUUGGGAGUAGUCUCGGGAUGUGUUUUCCUGGUGACAUGUUUCUUAUUCAUUCCUAUAGUUUUUGGCAAUAGCCUUAUGGACACUGCAAAUUUUCCUCAUAAUGAAUUUGCAGAAUUGUUAGCAGCCCUCCUGUCCAUAUGCUGCAUGCUGCUGCUAGGGUUCGCAGACGAUGUGUUAGACCUGCGGUGGCGCUACAAGUUACUGCUGCCGACUAUAGCAUCCCUGCCAUUGCUGGUGGUCUACUAUGUCAAUUUCAACUCCACUACAUUUAUUGUGCCAAUGCCUUUGAGGCAAUGGCUUGGAGUAUCAAUAAAUAUUGGGUUUCUCUACUACAUCUACAUGGGAAUGUUGGCAGUAUUCUGCACAAACGCCAUCAACAUCCUAGCUGGAAUCAACGGCCUGGAGGUCGGCCAGUCCGUGGUCAUCGCCAUCUCCAUCAUCAUCUUUGACAUCAUCGAGUUGAGGGGAGACCAGUACAAGGCCCACACAUUCUCACUGCAUAUCAUGAUACCUUACUUAACUACUGCACUAGCAUUGCUGAAGCACAAUUGGUACCCAUCCCGAGUGUUUGUAGGCGACACGUUUUGCUACGUCUCCGGCAUGACCUUCGCCGUCGUCGCCAUCCUGAGCCACUUCAGCAAGACAGUCAUCCUCUUCUUCAUACCACAAGUCAUCAAUUUCCUCUACUCAGUACCCCAGCUUUUCCACUUCAUACCCUGCCCCCGCCAUCGCCUCCCUAAAUACAGCGCAGAGCUAGAUUUACUACAACCUAGCAGAACUGUUAUAGUUAAAAAGGAAAUUAAAUUUUUAGACUCUUUAAUGCUUGAAAUAUUAACUUUGCUACGCUUAGUAGAUAGAAAAGAAGACAAUGAAAGCAUAACCAUAAACAAUUUGACUUUAAUAAAUUUCUUUUUAAUCAAACUUGGGCCUACGUCGGAGGUUAGAUUGACGAUAAAUUUGAUGCUCUUCCAAGUUUUGUGCACUUGCAUCGCAUUUCUAAUAAGAUAUCCGUUGGCGUCAUACUUUUAUAACACGUAAUUAGGUAAGCAUAUUUCCAUUUAGUUUUAAGGUU